Messenger RNA from Tachysurus vachellii, 2301 nucleotides. RefSeq names its product leucine rich repeats and IQ motif containing 3 (gene lrriq3). The transcript is spliced from 7 exons. NCBI's taxonomy places the organism in Eukaryota, Metazoa, Chordata, Actinopteri, Siluriformes, Bagridae. Gene Ontology annotation, molecular function: protein binding. The record is from RefSeq and is a predicted model, not a curated record. The coding region runs from base 1 to 1884 and encodes 627 amino acids.
AUGGAGGACAUCAGAAUUAAGACAGAUUUAAACCUGGAUGAUGGACACACGUCUUCGUUAUUAUCUUCAUCCUCUACUCCGUCCUCAGUGUGUGCUGAGCAGGACGUGUUGGUGGUGCGGAUGUGUGCUCUCCAGUUACACAGCCUCAGUGGUGUGUGUGUGUUCAGAGCUCUGAGAGUGUGUGUACUGUGUGAUAACUCCAUCACCGACAUCGAACCGCUGCAGCAGUGUGUGAACUUAAUGAAGCUCGACCUCAAAGGCAACCAGAUCUCACAGCUUCCUGAAGCUUCAUUCUGGAAGAAUCUAAAGGAUUUACAGCUGCUGUUCCUACAUGAUAACAAUGUUUCUGUGAUGAACCAUGUGUCAGGUCUAAGUGUUUCUCCGUCCCUGAGUGCUUUAACGCUGUAUGAAACACCACUGAGUAGGACAAGAAACUACAGACACUGUGUCAUUAACAGCAUCAUCAGCCUGAAGGCCCUGGACCAUCAUGUUAUCUCAGAUGAAGAGAUCAUUGAAAAUUGGAAACUUCCUCUCAGAUUUCAAGCCAUGGCACCAAAUUUAUCUCUCAGUCUGUAUUCAUCGGCAACCACGCAUUCAGAUGAAAUGAAAGCACUGCAUCGAAUAAUUGCAGAAAUAAAUAGAGUCCAAGCCUCAUUUUCUCCAACACUCAUCAUACAGAAGUGGAUAAGAGGCCAUUUGACCAGGAAACAUCUGGGAUUGUGUGGAGCACCUGUUCCUCUAAAAACCUUAGUGAGGAAUGUGACUUCAGUGAGUUCGGUAUGGGAGAUCAGCAGAAGAUCUUGGAUUAGGAGUGAUCCUCACAUUUUGGAACUACAGAAGGACAUGUUGAGCAUUAGAUCUUUCCACAGCAAGAGCCUGACGGACCUCAAACCACCUUGUAACACUCCUCAGCCACAUAACCAUGGAAACCAUCUCAAUAUAAGCUUUCUGGAUGAACGUCCUGGUGAGAUGAUGGGGUUGAAGACUUAUUGUCUGUUUGGCUGUAAGGCCAUGACGUAUUUGUCCAAGCCUUUUGAAGACAUGCUGAUAUCUCGAAAAAGGGACGGGCAGGACAUCCGUGAUGGCAUCAUCCAUUUCCACAAACAGAAAUCCAACCCUCCCACUGCCCCAUGGCCACGCCCACCUAACAUCACUACAGAGAAACACCUCAAUAGCCGAUUCCAUAAGUACCUAAGGCUUACCACAUUCCAACCCAUAGACAGGGCAUAUGAGGAGAGAGAGAAAGAAGAGAGUCUGAGGGAGCGAGCCCAGCAAGUGAUGAAGGUACAGGAUCAUCGUGAUGAAGCACGAGGUCGUCGUGAAGGAUUCAUGCGUGCUCAAAGGAGAGAGGCGCUACAGAGACAGAAGUGGGAGCAAGACAAACUGGAGCAAACACUCAAACUGCAGACAGCCAAACAGGAGCAGGAGGUGCAGCUAGUUCGUCAGAAGUACCGCAGGUUUUUGGUGGAGAAGCAGAUGAACAUGAUGGAGCAGGAGGCAGUGAAGCGCUUCAGCCGACAGCAUGGUGCUUUGUCUAAAGCCUUUAGUAAACACUACACUGAACACAAACCUGGUAAGACUCUGCAUGAGAGGAGAUGGCAAAUCGCUACACAGAACGCUGGCUUGCAGACUGUGCAGAGACACCUGGAGAACAGGCAGCAGAGUAAACCGAUGAUGUCUUGGACAUCCAUAAACUCUCUCCCAUUUCAAAAACAGCAGGUCUCAGACAUCAAUCAAACCUCACAUUACAAAUCAGCUGAAAUCCAGCCGAUACGAGGUGGACGUACAGGAGACAGAAGUGCUAAACACAAUGUUGAUAAAACCAGAUUUUUAAAGCUUGUUGAGACAAAAGUUGAUGUUGGAUUGUCAAAGCAAGUGCUAUAAGAAGCGUCUUAUGCUAGGAUAGGAUGCCAGUACUUUUGGAGGCAAAUGGAUACCUGUGUGUGAUGUCACCAAGAUACACAUAACCCAGUUCUCCUCACUGAGAUGAGUGUUUGGAUAUGUCACAUUUUUACUGCAGAAAUAUUGUGAUUCCACUUAUUAUUGAAUGAAUAGCUUGAUAAAAAUAUUUAUACUUUCAUCAGAACCAAUGGCCUAAAUGAGGUGGCUGAAGUAGCUUGAAAGCUGAGUUAUAAACCUUAGCCACCAAAGACCAGGAUGACCAACUGGAGAUGUGGUAGCUCAGUGGUUAAGGUGUUGGAUUACUGAUCAGAAGGUCAUGGGUUUGAACCCCAGGUCCACUAAGCUGCCACUGCUGGGCCUUUGAGCCCCUUAACCCUCAGCUGUAUAAAUUGAAAUAAA